AUGCGCCGUGGUGGGGGCAUAUGCACCGGUGGUGGUGGGGACACAUGCGCCGUGGUGGGGGGACACGUGCCGUGGUGGGGGAGCACACGCGCCGUGGUGGGGGCACACGCGCCGUGGUGGGGGCACACGCGCCGUGGGUGGGGGACAUGCGCCGUGGUGGGGGGCACAUGCGCCGUGGUGGUGGUGGGGGACACAUGCGCCCGUGGCGGUGUGCCCGGAGGACAUGCGCCGUGGUGGGGGACAUCGCCGCCAGUGGGGACACACGCGCCCGUGGUGGGGGGCACACGCGCCGUGGUGGUGGGGGGACAUCGCGCCGUGGUGGGGGGACAUGCCACGUGGUGGUGGUGGGGACACACCGCCGUGGUGGAGGAGCACACGCACCCAGUGUGGGGGGACAUCGCCUCGUGGUGGGGGGACACAUGCGCACGUGGUGGUGGAGGGGAACACGCGCCUGGUGGGGGAGCACACACGCCGUGGUGGGGAGGGGCACAUGCGCCCGUGGUGGGGGGACAUGCGCCGUGGUGGUGGUGGGGACACCGCGCCGUGGUGGGGGACCACCGCGUGGUGGGGGGCACACGCGCGCCGUGGUGGGGGGCAUAUGCGCCGUGGUGGGGGGCAUAUGCACCGUGGUGGUGGUGGGGACACAUCGCCGUGGUGGGGGGCACACGCGCCGUGGUGGGGGGCACACGCGCCGUGGUGGGUGGGGGAACAUGCGCCGUGGUGGUGGUGGGGGGACACAUGCGCCGUGGUGGGGGACAUGCCGUGGUGGUGGAAGGUGGGGACACACGCGCCGUGGUGGGGAGGCACACGCGCCCGUGGUGGGGAGGGCACAUGCGCCGUGGUGGGGGGGACAUGCGCCGUGGUGGUGGUGGGGACACACGCGCCGUGGUGGGGGACACGCGCCGUGGUGGGGGGCACACGCGCCGCGUGGUGGGGGGCACACGCACCGUGGUGAGUGGUGGGGACACAUGCGCCGUGGUGGGGGGACACGUGCCGUGGUGGGGGGGCACACGCGCCGUGGUGGGGGGGCACACGCGCCGUGGUGGGGGGCAUAUGCGCCGUGGUGGGGGGCAUAUGCACCGUGGUGGUGGUGGGGACACAUGCGCCGUGGUGGGGGGACACGCUGCGCAGGAGUUGACCGGGCUGAAGCUGACAGAUGUCCCAGUUAACGGUGAUGGCUAA
Molecule: messenger RNA, 1182 nt
Organism: Oncorhynchus nerka (sockeye salmon)
Lineage: Eukaryota; Metazoa; Chordata; Actinopteri; Salmoniformes; Salmonidae
Exons: 2
Coding region: 1-1182 (393 amino acids)
Source: RefSeq, a predicted model, not a curated record